UUUUAUUAUGGUGCCAUUAAUAUAGGUAGCUUCUCAUACGUGUUGGCUUGAAUGGGUGGUGAAUGAAUAAAUGAAGGUCAAAGAGAGUCUGUAGUAUCCCUGCUCCUAAAUUUCUGUGCCUUCUGGUCGUCAGGGUUGCAGAGGAUGCACUUGAAUAAGUUCUGGGGACUUGAUCAAGACCUAACUGCAUUCUCAUCCUUUGCUGACUGCUCAUUCUAAAACGUCUCUCUCCUGCCCCCUUUUCUCUCCUAAGCGCACAUAACCUCUCCAGCAUAGUUUUCACAGGAGGCUUCCGGCCCUCAGAUGGGAAAGGGUUAAGGGCUUUCCAGUUAGGUCAGUGGAAGUAGAGGACAUCCCAGGGGAGAAGAAAGUCACAUGGCAAAGCCCAUGGUCCCCAAAGAGGCUCAGAGAAAUAUUAAUUUGCCUUGCCGUUCUUCCUCUGGCUUGGUCGUCUGGCCACUGCACACAGUCUGCAGGUUGUGGGAAGAGCCUGCCAUCCAGGCAGGGGCACGGCUCCAGUCUGUGGUUCCCGAUGGCUGUGACAGACGGUUUGGAGUGAGGAGAGAUGUAGGUUGGUGCGACCAGGGUAGCCUGGUGCUUCUGUGGGUCCUUCUGCCCAUGCGCAGGAAAUGGAGUGGGGAGGGGGUGGGGGCAGAAUAACUGAGUGUGGGAAUAAAUGAUGAGGGAAAUGCUGAGUUUAUCGAUGAAAGAUGGGAGAAAUGAUGCUGGAUGGCUUUCAUCAUUUGGUUCCCCAGUAGAGGCUGUGUUUGGAAUUCUCCGAUCCUCUGAGAGCAGAGGCAGUGGGGACAUGCCAGAUUUUUCUGCAGAAGUUUUGUGGCAUGCUGGAAAUAGUGGAAUGAGAGGCAAGAAAUCUUAGCUCACUUCCUCUGUGACCCUGGGAAAAUUGCCCUUCUUUCUCUGGGUUUUGUAAGUCAUAAGUCUUACGAUAAGAUUAUUCUCGAGCAGGGAUUGCAAACAAUGUUUGCGGUUUUUUUGUUUGUUUGUUUGUUUGUUUGUUUGUUUUGUAAAGGGCGAGAGCACAUAUUUUAAGUCUUGCACACGGUCUCUGUUGCAACCAUGCAGUCUUUCCUGUAAAAGCAGUCAUGGACAAUACGUGACAACUGGCCAUGGUUGUGUUCCAAUAAAAUUUGAUUUACAAAAGCAGGUGCUGGGCAGGCAUUUGGCCCAUAGGCGGCAGUUCGAUGACGGCUGGUAUCAAGGGCCACCCAGCAUGGAUAGUUUAUAUCUCUGGCUCAUGUUUGGGCAAUUCCAGGGUGGAACUGGUGAAGCAAGGGGCUUGUCUUGGAAACUGCAUUCCCAGUGAGAGUUCUUUCUCCUGGCAAAGGUAAGAGGACCUUCAGGCUGGAGGCAGGGCGAAGAGCUGCAUCACCUCUGGAAGCUCUACUUCCUGAGAAAACGGGUUUCAUGAGAGGAGAGUCAGCAUGCUGAGUGGAGACAGGCAAGCUGAUCACUUAGAGGUCCCAGCUCAUCUCCGUGAGCGUGAGGUUGGCUAGGGAAUGCCUUGUGUGCAUGAGGAUGGGUAUACACAGGAAGGAAAAUUUCAAAGUAUGUGUGUGUGCGUGUUCAUAGAGAAGGGCUGUAUGUGUGAAUAGGGAACGUGCGUUAGCGUGUAAAUCUUCAUCAAAAUUUGUGUGAGCGAAUAUGCGAGUUGUGCCUGUAUCAGUGAAUGUGUGUGACACGAAUGGCGGUUUGGGUGUGUUUGAAUGUAUGUGGAUUUGCAGCAGGCGGAGCUGGAAUUGAACUCAGGUCUACAGCCCGUGUGAUUUUGCCUAUAUUACAUUGUCUUACGUGUCUUUGGCAUUCUGGCAGAAAUAAGAGAAAUAGAAGGGAGUGGAGAGGAAGCCAAAGAAGGGUGGUUAGGUAAUCAACAAAACAAAGUGGGCGUUUCUAAAGCUCAUGGAACCUCGGACCCUGAUAAUCUUGGAUUCAAAUAUUAGUUUUGACUUUGGGCAGUGACUUAUCUGACAGUCAGUUUCUUCAUGCACGAACCAGUGAGACCUUCAGUUUCGGGGGUUUCAUGCAAUGAUUAAAAACAGUAAAUAUAUCAAACACGCAGGAGGUAUGUAGUGGGUGAUAUCAUCAAAUAAAGAUGUAUUAAUAAUAGAAAUUGGAGAUUCCUAAUACCAAAUGAAAUGUAAUAUUAGAUUCAGCAGCCAUGACAUGAGCGGUUACUUUAGAAAAGGAGGCUUUAGCGGUGUUCCAGGGUUAAUAGUCAGGUGGCAUUGGGUAAAGAUGAGGAGGGUGGUAAGAGAAUGGGCAAAGAGAAGGCACAUCCCUCCUUUUGUAAAAGCGAGAUAAAUGGGGGAAUAGACACAUUAAGGAGAAGAAGCCAGCAGAGAGGGAGGGUGUGAAAUUACCAGAGUGAUGGAUUAACGGGGAGAGGUACUUGAAGAGAAGGUCGGAGUCCAGGGCACAGAUGGAGGGCUAAGGCUUGAAUGGCAACAAGAGGGGAAAGACAAAUCAACUAUAAAUUCGUUGGUGGCAGAGUGAGGGAGGUUAUGAUUUUGUUUUUCUCCUUGGCCAGGAGUCAGCGCCUCACAGUUGCUGAUGAAGGGGACCAACGUGGUGUAAGGUGACAUGAUGUGAUUCAAAGGAUGGUGCGGUAGCUAAACUCCAGCUCCACCAUGCACUAGCCAGGUGGUCUUGGCCGGGGGAUGACACGCUCUGGUUGCUCCCCAUCAGUCAGCUGGGGGAAAUGACUACAGAUAUCUCGCAUGUGGUUGAGACAAUGCACAUGGAGCCCCUAGCACAGAGCUGCUGCUAACUGGUCUCUUGUUUCUGUUCUCCCACCUCCCUCCCCCAUGCUUCUUACAUGGUACUGCCCUGGAGAGAGAACCCUAAAACGCUCACAGCCCCAUGCCAUUCUCUCACCACAAACCCUUGAGUGGCUUUUACUGCUUCAACAUAAAUUCUAAACUCUUUAGACCGGUACCCAGCGCCCUCAGUGAUCUGGCCCCUACUUCACUGCCUGGUAUCAUUUCCUACCACUUCAUACCACAUCCUCUAUGCUAUGGAAACCCUGAAUCGUUAUAAUUUUCCUCCAAACUCCAUGUCCUUUCAUCUCAGUGAUUUUGGUCAUGUGCAUCCAUCUUCACAUGACUUGACUUGGCAAAACUCUUACCUAUUUUUCAAGAGUCAACUCAGGGGGUUACCUUUAGAAAACCUUUUCUGAACCUGUGGAAGCUCUCCAUGUUUCCCACGCUCCCUGUGUUUCACUCUCCUUCCACACCCCGCACACUGUAUAGAUAGUUUAAUUGUCUGUCUGCCCCAAGUAGGUCCUCCAGGGGCCAUGGUUGGUGCUCCUGAGGCUUGCUAAAUUGAUAGUUAACGCAGUUACCAUUUUCCUUUUGAGGUGCACAUCACAUCCUGAUGGUCAAGGCGGAAACUGCAACGUUAUUCACAGUGCUUAACUGUUUAUAGCCACCUGAUGCUAAGGUCUAUGACAUUCUAGGGCUGGAACAACUCUUUCAGAUAUCUAAUCCAACUUCUCCCCAACUUUAGUUUUAAGGUGAUAAAAGAGAGGCCCAGAGCAGGGGAGUCAUUUUACUGAGAUCAUGUAGCUAGUGAAGAGAAUGGCAAGGAGUUUUUACCUGUUUCCUGAUUCCUGACCCAGACCCUUCCCAUUUCUCAUCCAGCGAGAAAGGAUCUGUUCCUGCUUCCCCGACUCCAACCCCAUCCACCUUUUGGGGACGAGAGAAGAGGUGACUGCGAUAUCCUAUCCUCCAGCAUCCAAAUGACUCACCUUGGGCAUGGCAACUCCCAACCACACUGGUACCAGCCACUCACUCUUCAUUCUGUUGGGGAUCCCUGGCCUGGAAGACCAGCACUCAUGGAUCUCUCUCCCCUUCUUUAUUUCCUACCUUGUGGCCGUCCUUGGGAAUUGCCUCCUUGUCUUCCUCAUCAUCACUGAACGCAGCCUCCAUGAACCCAUGUACUUCUUCCUCUGCAUGCUGGCUCUGGCUGACCUCAUCCUGUCCACCACCACUGUGCCCAAAGCCCUGGCCAUAUUCUGGUUCCAUGCUGGAGAGAUUUCCCUUGAUGGCUGUGUCACCCAAAUCUUCUUCAUCCAUGCCACCUUCAUCGCCGAAUCGGGGAUUCUGUUGGCCAUGGCAUUUGACCGGUACGUGGCCAUCCGUGACCCCCUGCGCUAUACCACGGUGCUCAGCCAUGCAGUAAUCAUAAGGAUUGGCCUGGCCGUGGUCCUGAGGAGCUUUUCUGUGAUACUUCCCGAUGUGUUCCUGGUGAAGAGACUGCCUUUCUGCCGCAGCAAUGUGCUACCACAUGUAUACUGUGAGCAUAUGGCUGUUGCCAAAUUUGCCUGCGCUGACAUUCGUGUCAAUGUCUGGUAUGGCCUGUGCGUUCUUCUCUCCACUGUAGUGACGGAUGUCUUGCUCAUCCUGGUUUCUUACAUGUGCAUCCUCAGUGCAGUUUUCCGCCUCCCCUCCCAAGGAGCUCGGCAAAAGGCCCUGGGCACCUGUGGCUCCCACCUGGGGGUCAUUUCCAUGUUCUACUUGCCUGGCAUUUUUACCAUAAUUACCCAGCGGUUUGGGCAUCAUGUGCCUCUCCAUACCCACAUUCUGCUCGCAAAUGUCUGCAUGUUAGCCCCUCCUAUGCUAAACCCCAUCAUUUACGGGAUCAAGACCAGGCAGAUUCGAGAGUGUGUGGUUAGUACUUUGUCUUCACAGGGGAAACACUGCUGAGUUUGUAAGACAGGUGAUAUGUUUAUUGAUGUAGGGUCUCACAUUUUUUGGUCUACUUUGUAGAGACUUAUGAAUUAAGGGUUGUACUGACUGUGAACAAAGUGAUUUGUCAAUGGCUUUGAAAGAAAGAUUGCAUGUUACCUUAGAAAGGGUAAGUGUUUAGAAAAGAGCAUGAGCUUUUGGAUCAGAAGUAGAUUUGUGUCCUGAGACAAAAGUGAUGUGUUUGACCUUGGGGGGAAGUUAAUUAUUCCCUUGGAGAAUCUUCUUAUCACACGCACAGCGUUCCAGAAAAAUAGGGAUAUCAAAACCAAACUAAAUCUUAUUAAACAAUGAGAAUUAUUUCCUACAACACACUUAGCUAGGACACUGAAAUGAAAACACCUGGGCAAAAUAUAUAUUAACUUAAUAAUACAUAAGGUUGAAACAUCUAUGUUUAUAUUUAUAACUACAAGCUGUUUUUUGAGUUCGAAAUGCUACUAACUCAAAUGAUGCAUAUAAGGUCAAUUAAUCUUUGCCAAGGGUGCCAAGAAUUCUCAGUGAGGAAAGAACAGUCUCUUAGUAAAAGAUGUUAGGAAAACUGGAUAAUCACACUCCAAAGAUUGAAACUGGACCCUUAUCUUAUGUCAUACACAAAAAUUAACCUCAAGUGGGUGAAAUACUUAAAUGUAACACCUGAAACUGUAAAAGUCAGAGAAAAAUAUAGAGAAAGGCAUCUUGACAUUGGUCUCAGCACCAAAAAUAUAGGCAAUAAAAGCAAAAUAAAGAAGUGGAACUACAUCAAACUAAAAAGCUUCUGCACAGCAAAGCAAACAAUCAACAAAAGGCAACCUAUAGAAUGGGAGAAAAAAUUUUCAAAUACCUGAUAAAGGGUUAAUGUCCAAAUACAUGAGACCCAAGAAACUCAACAAAACCCAAUAGCAAAAAAACACAAAAAACAAAAAAC
Molecule: messenger RNA, 5664 nt
Organism: Sus scrofa (pig)
Lineage: Eukaryota; Metazoa; Chordata; Mammalia; Artiodactyla; Suidae
Source: RefSeq, a predicted model, not a curated record